GAGCGCUUAUCUUAUGUUUUGCGGUAAGAGAAAUACUUUUUUACGACUGCUGCAGUGUGGUUCGAGAUCGAAAAGGAAGUACACGUAGCCAUCAUGUCGGUCGCCCAAGCUUUCGAGUCCAGCAAAAUCGUCCCUGACGUCAUCCCGACGGCUCCCACAGGCAAAAUUGAUCUGAAAUACCCCAGCGGAGUGGAGGCUACGCUCGGCAAUGAACUGGCGCCCACCAAGGUGAAGGACCAGCCCUCCGUCUACUAUGACGCUGAUCCUCAGGGCUACUAUACCUUGGUGUUCACUGACCCCGACAACUACGACGGCCCCGAGCUAGUAUACCGCGAGUGGCACCACUGGUUGGUGGGCAACAUCCCCGGCAACAAGAUAGCCGAGGGCGAAGUCCUAUCCGGUUACAUCGGCUCCGGCCCUCCAGAAGGCACCGGCAUCCACAGAUACGUGUACAUUCUGUACAAGCAGCCGGGCAAGCUGAACUUUGAUGAGAAGAGGCUGACCAACAAAUCCAUCGACGGCCGCGCAGCAUUCUCCACGAAGAUGUUCGCAGAGAAAUACAACCUCGGGGCCCCAGUGGCUGGUAACUUCUACCGCGCUCAGUUUGACGACUACGUACCACUGCUAUACAAGAGCUUGGGGGUUUAGAUGUUAUGAUUAUAUUUAUAUUUGUAAUUAAAGGUGUUGAAGUUU
Ostrinia furnacalis (Asian corn borer) is the source of this 693-nucleotide messenger RNA. Its product is annotated as phosphatidylethanolamine-binding protein homolog F40A3.3. The transcript is spliced from 5 exons. Lineage: Eukaryota; Metazoa; Arthropoda; Insecta; Lepidoptera; Crambidae. The record is from RefSeq and is a predicted model, not a curated record. The coding region runs from base 94 to 648 and encodes 184 amino acids.